Molecule: messenger RNA, 4370 nt
Organism: Thamnophis elegans (Western terrestrial garter snake)
Lineage: Eukaryota; Metazoa; Chordata; Lepidosauria; Squamata; Natricidae
Gene: DPH2
Product: diphthamide biosynthesis 2
Exons: 7
Coding region: 178-1608 (476 amino acids)
Biological process (GO): protein histidyl modification to diphthamide
Molecular function (GO): 2-(3-amino-3-carboxypropyl)histidine synthase activity
Source: RefSeq, a predicted model, not a curated record
UGACGUUCUACAGAAUAAAGAUCAUUGGUGGUUGCGGUUGGCAUCCGCAAGAAAGUGGAUAAUAUGAUCCAUGUGGCUGGUGUUGGAGGGUAUCUCCCCCCCCUUCCAGCUAGUUAAGGAAUAUUGGAGUAUUGCUGAUAUAUUGUAGCUGCUCUUUGGAAACGCCAGUUGAUCAUCAUGGCAACAGCAUUCAACACUGAUGGAGCUGAGGUGAUUCAGCGGACAUUGAAUUCUACAGAAGUGGGUAGUCGUCCCCCAGUUUUGGGGAUAGAGGAAUUUUAUGAACUGGAGAAAGCAGCUGCUUUUGUAUCCGACAAUGGCUUCACCAAGAUUGCUCUUCAGUUUCCUGAUAAACUUUUGCCAGAUUCAGCAGAUGUUGCUGCAAGGAUGGAAAAAGCAACUGGUGCCAAGAUAUAUGUCCUGGGAGACACAUCAUAUGGCAGCUGUUGUGUAGAUGAAGUGGCAGCAGAGCAUGUCAGUGCAGAGGCUAUAGUGCACUAUGGCCCUGCCUGCUUGAGUCCUUGCCGCAAAUUGCCAGUAUUACACAUAUUUGGCCAGGAACAGCUAGAUGCGAUGCGAUGUGUGGAAGUCUUCCAGGAGUUGUACCCUGACCAUCAAACCUAUGUGGUUGUACUGAGUGAAUCUGCAUAUUUUCAUGCCAUUGAUGACCUGGCCUCUAAGCUGCAACCGAUUUAUCCCAAUGUGGUUUUUGCUCAGUUGGAUAGCAAAAAAAAUCUUGAUUCAAGCCAGCCGAUUUCUGGAAUGAUCCAGCAGUUUGGACGGCGUUUUGUAAUAGACGAACAUCAUGGUCUUGAAAACUACAGUAUGUUCUACAUAGGUUCUGAAGGAGCAGAACUUACAAACUUCAUGCUGAGUUGGAACCAGUGUCCCUUUAGUUCUUUUGAUCCUAGGACAGGGCAAGGCCGAUGCGAAACCCUGGAUGUGAACCGGGCUCUGCGGCGACGCCUUUAUCUAGUGGAACGGACACGAGAUGCUCAAGUCGUGGGUAUUGUGGUGGGUACUCUUGGAGUAGAAGAUUACUUGUCUGUUCUGGAGCAUCUUCGCCAAAUCAUUCACCGUGCUGGAAAACGUGCCUACACGCUGGCUGUGGGUAAACCUAAUCCUGCAAAACUGGCGAACUUUCCAGAGGUGGAUAUCUUUGUUUUGGUAGCUUGCCCACAGAAUUCCUUGCUUAACUCCACUGAUUUCUAUCGACCCCUGAUCACGCCCUACGAGCUGGAAAUAGCAUGCAAUCCAGCACGGACUUGGACAGGCCGCUAUGUUACCGAUUUUCGCCACCUUCUACCAGGAGCUUGCGACCAUGUCGUUUUCCCAGAAAAGACCAACAUUGAACCUAGCAUUUCACUGAUCACUGGACAGCUGCGCUCAAUUGAUCCCUCCCUGAUAGAUGCAGAGCCAAAUUCUGACACAACUGUGAUGUGCCGCAACCAUGUACAGACUGUGUCUCAAAUUAGCCCAGCAGCCUCAUUCUUGGAGUCCCGCAGCUGGCGGGGACUGGAACAACAGCUGGGCCAAACAGAAGUAAAAAAAGCUAUUGUGGGACGACGGGGAAUUGCCAUUGCCUAUGAAGAUGAGCCUUGUGGAUGACCAACCCUGAAGAUAAAAGACAUUGGCCAGAUAACAAAUUGCAUUCUUUGCUGGAUUUGGAUGGGUUAAUGGAACAUGAGUCUUUUUGAACUGGUUGACAAUCUUAUUUGUACAGGGCAUAAGUGGGCGGAGUUAGUAUUUUUUGCAGUAUGUUGAUGGACAGCUCAACAGAUUAAGUAGAGUGCUAUAUUAUUUUAUCAGAAGAAUAAUUUUUUUUAAAGUGUUGAUUUCUGCUGAAAAAAUUGUUUAUUCUAUGAGAAGAUAAAUGUUAAUCCACACUAGUAUAUAGUCAAUUUAUAAAUAUCCAUGUUGUUUAAACUAGUCCUCCGUUGUCAUUUCUGUUGACAAGUGAGUUAGACUAUGCUGAACAGUAGGGUGAGCAUUAUUUAUCGCAAGCUGAAGUCAGCAGUGAUGAAAUUGCUAAAAAAGAAAAUGAAACAAAAACACCUAAUGUAAUUCUCAGACUGAAUUAAUAGAAGCAUAGUCUCCAAGUAACAAGUAGCCAUAGUUCCAUUUUAUUCCAAAGCACUGUGUCCUUUUCUGGAGAUCACACUUAAAUAUGCUGACAAAGAGAUAUUAGCUAAAAGGGUCACAAGAAUGAAUAUACCGUAUAAAAAAUAUUCUAUAAAGAAAGGUUGAAGGAACUACAUUCCAUGGGCCUCUUUAAUGGUAACAGAGAUGCUAUGCUUAUGUAAAGUUUUAAGUAUUUCUUCCAAAUCAUCUUUGAAGCAUGCAUAACCCUAAUCUUGAUCUUCCUAACCCCCAGGGGACCAAAUUAAAGUUCUUUACAGAAGAAUAAAUGUUGGGCAAAUAUUAAAGUUAAUUGAUCAUUGAGUCUAGAAGAGCAGAUUAACUAUAGAAUUAUCUAGAUGGAUGGUGCACUACUCGUUAUUUGAAAGCUCAAAUUUAAAUCUUACAGACUUUAAUUGGUCUGUAUGCAACAAAACUGUUGCCAGGCCCCAGCUAUACUUUCUUCACCCAACUGAAAUGCUUCUGUUCAGGCAUCUAGGUAGCCACUUCUUCCUCUAGGAUGUUCACCUGCUUCCAUUUUCUUUUUCAACUAAUGUUCAGAUUAAUGAUGCUCAAUCUUCAUUGGAUAUUGAAAUUGUUGCGUGUAGGAAACUUUUACAAAGGGAUUUGAAAAUUAUAAGCAUGCCAAACACCCUCUUAUUUUUAAUAGCCCUGUUUUGGCCAUAAUUGUACUGGCACACAAAAGUUUUCUAUUAAAAGGAGUAAUUAUGUUUAUGCAUAAAUGUUCCUUCACAGGGAAACAUGAAAUUACACAAGCACCUAGUAUGCACUUUUGUCAUCCAGUACAUGGAUUUUUCUACUUCGUUUGACAAAUAUUGUUUCUCUAUUACAUCCUUAAUGUGAAGUCCAACCAAUUAGCUUCCACAAGAUGGCAUGAAGUCAAUUCGUGCUACAUUGAUGCACUCCCAUUAUGCAAGGUAUCUCAAAACUUUUGAGGUCAGUAGGCAUAUUUGAAAUUUACAGUCUAGACACUCUAAAAAUGCCCACUGUGGUAAAUCUGGAAAGUCACAAAAUACCCACUUUCUAGGGAGCCAAACUGAAGUUCCUCCAACACCACUACUUCAGCUUAUUUUUCUCCUUUGGUUUUGAUCAGGAAGGCAUUCUUCCAAACAAAGUGCAGGCAGAUAAUUCAGAAUGCCUCUCAGAGUGGUGUUGCUUGAUGGAAAUAUGUCCCUUUACGUCAAGUUGGUGAAGCAUCUCAUGGAGUUUUGUUGUUCUGACUUGAUGACUCCAGAUACAGUCUCAACUGGCUUUACAAAGGUUGUUACUGUAUUUGUGCUGUGCACUGUGCCUCUUAUUACUGAAUGAAGCUUAAAGACUGUUCCAUUAAAAUCUUGAGAAAGCAAAACACUUUCUAAGUAUUGUAUAACUUUAUAGCCACUGUGGAUUCUAAAGUCUACAUGAGGCCAAGAGGCACUAUUGGAAAUCUAGAUUGUACUUGAGACUGAUGUUUUGUUUAACGGCAUAUUAGGAAUUCAUUUUUAAAAUUGGGAGAAAAAAAACAGGCAGAGAAGGAAGUUUGGCAAGCACCAAGAGAGGUGUACACCAGCCCAUUAGCACUAAAGAGGAGGCAUCCUGAGCAGAAGCAUUACUUUGCCAUCAGUGUUUCAUAGGAUCCUGUGUCUACUAUGCCACUUUCUGUAUAUGAACACGGGACUGUCAUUGAAGUAGGGAGGCAAUAGUAGUUUUGCUAAUGCAAAAUACACUUAUUUGGUGUAAGGGACUCUUAGAGAAGUAAUAUAGCAGAGUUUUUCAGCAGAAAAAACAGUGUAAGUUGUGGAAUUACAAACUGAUAUAAAAUAUUCCAAGAAAAUAAAUUCCAGGGAAACAAGAUAGAAAUACUUUUGGUACGUGGCAAAGAAAUACAAGAAAUUUGCCUACUUUUGCUGGAAGUGAUUCACUGUUACUAAACUUUAGCCACAUGGAUCUGUUCUCUUAACAGAGUUUUGCCAAUUUCUUACAGUCGGGAGGACGGACCAUUUCUAGUGUACAGAUCAAUUGCCUUCAGAAGAAUCCUAACAUACUUGUACCUUGUAUCAUUUCAUGAUAACUUACCUAGUACCCAACCGUGGCUAUUUCUCCUAGACUGUUUUGUUGGAGUGAUUGGAGAUACUCUUAUGUAGACAGACCUUGGAAACAACCAUAUAAGCUAUUUUUUUUCAUGAUUACUCAUUGUGAAAAUGGGAGAUACAAAAUGGUGACACCACCACCUCAAAACCUCUCACAUGGUC